Volvox carteri f. nagariensis is the source of this 627-nucleotide messenger RNA. RefSeq lists its product as uncharacterized. The record is from RefSeq and is a predicted model, not a curated record. Bases 1 to 627 code for a protein of 208 amino acids. Lineage: Eukaryota; Viridiplantae; Chlorophyta; Chlorophyceae; Chlamydomonadales; Volvocaceae. The transcript has 4 exons.
AUGUCCUCCUCCCCCGCCCCUGGAGCCUCCCCAAGCCCGCUAUCCUCCAUUCCAGACAGCAUCCGCGACCUCUUCCUUCCGCCGGGCUUCCCCGACUCCGUCACACCCGACUACCUGCCGUACCAACUGUGGUCGUUACCCACCCACGUGACCGGCCACCUGUCCCACUCUCUCGCCACGUCCUCACUGCUGACCGCUGUGGGUGUGAGCACCUCCCCAGCCGCCACUGUGGCCCUGUCCGCCUCCAUCAAGUGGAUCAUUAAGGACGGGGUGGGGGCCCUGGGCCGCUUCAUAGUGGGCAGCCGCUUCUCCGCCGAGUUCGACGAGGAUCCCCGACGCUGGCGGCUGGUGGCGGAGCUUCUGAGCACCGCGGGACUGGGGCUGGAGGUGGCCACCAGCCUCUACCCGCAGAGCUUCAUGCUGCUGGCCAGUGCGGGGAAGUUCGGCCAGGCCCUCGGCAAGGGCAUGGGCAAACCCGUGUUUCGUGUGAUCCAAACCCACUUCGCCCGGUCCCAGAACGUGGGCGCCGUGGCCGCCAAGGAGGAGGUGUGGGAGGUGGCGGCACAGAUGGUGGGCCUUAUGGCCAGUGUGGCGGUGCUGCGGACUCUGGAAGGAAGCGCGGGUUAG